UGAAGCUUACAACAGUAAACUACAAUGGCUUUUAAGUUCGUAAUCCUCGCCUGCCUGGUAGCGGCCGCUAGCGCUGGGCUGAUCUCUCACGCUCCAGUCACAUACCACGCUGCUCCAGUUUACGCUACAGCACCAGUCGCUAAGGUUGCCUAUUCCUCACCAGUAGCUUAUGCUGCCCCAGUAGCAAAAGUUGAAGAAUACGACGCGCACCCGCAAUACAGCUACGCAUAUGACGUCCACGACAGCCUCACAGGAGAUUCCAAGAGCCAACACGAGAGCCGCGACGGAGAUGUCGUACACGGUUCUUACUCCCUGGUAGAUUCUGAUGGCACAAAGCGCACUGUUGACUACACAGCUGAUCCCGUGAACGGUUUCAACGCGGUCGUGCACAAAGAAGCUCUCGGUGUCAAAGUAGCGCCCGUGGUUGCGAAAGCGGUGGCCCCUGUUGUUCACGCUGCCCCAUUGAAUUAUCACGCUACUCCCGUGAACUAUCACGCUGCUCCCGUGAACUAUCACGCUACUCCCGUGAAUUAUCACGCUACUCCCGUGAACUAUCACGCUGCACCCAUUGCCUACUCCGGGAACCUAUACCACCAUUAAU
This is a messenger RNA of Colias croceus (clouded yellow), 601 nucleotides long. Its product is annotated as larval cuticle protein A2B-like. The transcript has 2 exons. Gene Ontology annotation, cellular component: extracellular matrix. The record is from RefSeq and is a predicted model, not a curated record. The coding region runs from base 25 to 600 and encodes 191 amino acids. NCBI's taxonomy places the organism in Eukaryota, Metazoa, Arthropoda, Insecta, Lepidoptera, Pieridae.